AUUUUGUGUUGACACUCAAUGUGUGCGACGUGGUUAUUCGUCCGGAUGGAAAUUCGUUCCUGCCGAAGCUUCUCGCUGUCAUUUCGUCUGACAGUUUAAAGUCAUUCUUUAUGAGAAUGUCGGACGCUUUGCUCCAGUGGUGCUUGGAUCAGUUACACCAUCAGUUCGGACUGGAAGCAUGUGAAGACAUCAUAAAAUACAUUCUGUCCAUCGAAUCAGCGGAAGAGAUCGAGGAAUACUUGAUAGACCUUCUGCAGGGUGCAGAUGGUAAGAAAAGGCACUUCAUAGACCAGCUCCUCAGCAGAUGGAAGAGGACCCAAAGAUCUCCAGAUCCUGUGGCUAUCUUUCCUCUUAAAGAAUCUCUUCCUUUUGAUCCACAGGACCAGACUAAAGACACACAGAAGAAGUCUAAACGCAAAGGUCGUAACAGGCAGGAAGCAUUGAGUGUGAACCAAACAGAACCUGAACCAGAAGUGGUCAAAACCCCCAUUGAUUUGAUGAGAGCCCAAGAAAACAUUAACAGUUCUUCAUCAUCAAAGAAAAAGAACAAAUUUGUGAGUCUUUAUGCCAAAGAGGGACAGGACAAGCUUGCCGUCCUUCUGCCUGGUCGACAUUCCUGUGAGUGCCUUGCUCAAAAGCAUACACUAAUCAACAAUUGUAUCAGCUGUGGUCGCAUUGUGUGUGAGCAAGAAGGCUCAGGACCCUGUCUCUUCUGUGGCAGCCUGGUCUGCACAAAAGAGGAGCAAGAGAUCCUACAGAGAGACUCGAACAAAAGCCAGAAGCUGAGAAAGAAACUCAUGGGAGACUUUGGAGAAAGAGACAUCCUCCCACACCAAGAGGCUAAGAUCAAGGCUGGGUUGGAGAAAGCUGUUCAACAUAAAGAGAAACUGCUGGAAUAUGACAAAAACAGUGUCCGGAGAACACAGGUUCUUGAUGACGAGUCUGAUUACUUCGCUGCGGAAUCUAACCAGUGGUUGUCACCUGGUGAACGUGAAAAAAUGAUAAAAAAAGAAGAGGAGCUCCGAGCGAUCCGCCACGCCUCUCGCAAGGACAGGAAGAUUACCUUGGACUUUGCUGGUAGACAAGUGAUUGAUGAAGGAAACGACCUCACGGAGUAUUAUAACAAGCUGGAUGAGUUUGCUAAGGGCAGUGACACUAUGUCAAAGUCUCCAAGGCACACUGACAGACAAAGUGGAAAGCACAACAUCCGGGGGCUGGUCAAUCCCAACAUAUUGCAAGAUGCACCAGAGUGGGUUAAUAUCAGAACAAGUGAAACCCCCAGAGGAAUCAUGAAUCAGAAAAAGAGUUUGGUAGAAGAGAAGGGAAGUGAAGAACGAAACAGGCUGCGCCUUCAAGACAAGGAGCUGCAGGAGAUUUCUGAUGGAGGCUGGUGCCUCAGCAUGCACCAGCCGUGGGCCUCACUGCUGGUCAAAGGCAUUAAGAGGGUAGAAGGACGGACUUGGUACACGUCACACAGAGGCCGUCUUUGGAUCGCUGCUGCUGCUAAGAAGCCCACUCCUCAGGAAGUUGCUGAGGUGGAAGCAAUGUAUCAACAAAUAUAUAAAAAAGAGACCAGGUUUCCCAAAGACUACCCCACUGGCUGCUUGUUGGGAUGUGUUCACAUGACUGACUGCUUAUCCCAGGAGCAGUUCAAAGAGCAGUUUCCUGGUACCUGCGAGGAGUCCUCCUCCCCAUUUGUCUUCAUCUGCACCAACCCCCAGGAGCUCCUGGUGAAAUUCCCAAUGAAAGGGAAGCACAAGAUCUGUAAUUCAUCAAGGACAUUCUGGCCAAUGGGACUAGUAUUCUGGAACUCUCUUUUUAAGGGAAGCUGGAGAGUCAGUACCAUCAAGGUGCCAAGAAGGGCCUGGUCCCAUCGGCCGCUGACUGACAUCACAGGAGAGGCCAACAGAGACUAACAGGAUGUGAUGUCUUUAAAGUUUGGUUUUCACUUCAAUCAAUCCUUAUGUUUGAGUACACAAUGGAAUACGUCCAAAUGAUUAUAUAAAUAAAAAGUCUUUCUAUUCAAA
Messenger RNA from Cynoglossus semilaevis (tongue sole), 2027 nucleotides. It is a transcript of the gene trip4, whose product is annotated as thyroid hormone receptor interactor 4. The record is from RefSeq and is a predicted model, not a curated record. Gene Ontology annotation, molecular function: zinc ion binding. Bases 111 to 1916 code for a protein of 601 amino acids. Gene Ontology annotation, biological process: rescue of stalled cytosolic ribosome. Lineage: Eukaryota; Metazoa; Chordata; Actinopteri; Pleuronectiformes; Cynoglossidae. The transcript has 14 exons. Gene Ontology annotation, cellular component: RQC-trigger complex; nucleus.